Cucurbitaria berberidis CBS 394.84 is the source of this 3712-nucleotide messenger RNA. RefSeq names its product glycoside hydrolase family 18 protein. Gene Ontology annotation, molecular function: hydrolase activity, hydrolyzing O-glycosyl compounds; chitin binding. The record is from RefSeq and is a predicted model, not a curated record. Gene Ontology annotation, biological process: carbohydrate metabolic process. The transcript has 23 exons. Bases 111 to 3632 code for a protein of 1173 amino acids. NCBI's taxonomy places the organism in Eukaryota, Fungi, Ascomycota, Dothideomycetes, Pleosporales, Cucurbitariaceae.
UGGCUCUUCUAGCAAUUGUACUCGCCGCUGAUCCUCCAUCUGAUCCCUUUUCAUGUGGACCAGGCAAGCCAUGCAAGCUUGGGUGCUGUGGCACUAAUAAUGUCUGCGGUAUGGGCCCAGACUACUGCGCUCCUGGGAAAUGUGUAUCAGAGUGUACCGCUAAAAGCGACUGCGAUGCUGGAUGGGGAGCACAAUGGUCUGCACACGAAAAAUGCCCGUUGAACGUCUGCUGCAGCAAGUUCGGUUUCUGUGGAACGACAAAAGAUUUCUGUGGUGACGUGAAAGUCAAAUCUCCAUCAUGUGCAAAAGAUGGAGGAAGUGUCAACAAGAGAGUGAUCGGCUACUAUGAAGGUUGGUCCAGUACACGAGCCUGUGGCGGAAUGAUGCCCGAGGACCUCCCAUUCCACCAAUAUACUCAUCUCAAUUUCGCUUUCGCAUUUAUAAAUCCGAAGACUUUUGAGGUGGCACCUAUGUCUGCAGUUGAUGAGGCUAUGUAUCCUCGAUUCACCGCCCUCAAACAGCUAAAUCCUGGAAUGCAAACUUGGAUAUCCAUCGGUGGCUGGUCAAUGAACGAUCCUGAUCAACCAACAGCAACCACGUUCUCAGAUCUUGCCGCAAGCCCCGGUGCGCAAAGCAAGUUCUUCAAGUCUCUCGUGAAUUUCAUGUCCACAUAUGGAUUCGACGGCAUUGAUAUGGAUUGGGAAUAUCCGGUCGCACCUGAACGGUCUGGGAAGCCUGCAGACUUGGCGAAUUAUGUCUCGUUUCUGAAGAACCUCAAGAACGCGCUCGGAUCCGGAGGACAUAAGUACGGACUGACAAUCACGAUUCCGUCAUCAUUUUGGUACAUGCAGAACUUUGACAUCGUUGCCAUAUCGAAGGUCAUCGACUGGUUCAACGUCAUGUCUUACGAUCUGCACGGAACAUGGGACUCGACCAAUCCUUAUAUUGGCCCUAUAGUAGGUGCUCACACGAAUUUGACAGAGAUUGAUUUGACAAUGGAUCUCCUCUGGCGAAACAACAUAGAUCCCGAUAAAAUUGUACUUGGGGUAGGUUUUUAUGGCCGAAGUUUCACUCUGACAAACCCAUCUUGUGCUGGCCCCGGUUGUGGCUUUAGCGGAGGAGGCAAGCCAGGAAAAUGCUCUGCUUCCGCUGGCACUUUAAUGUUUUCGGAGAUUCAAGACGUUAUCAAGGCCGGUGCCAAAGUAACAUUGGACAAAGCUGCCGCAGUACAGAUCGUCACCUACGAUACAAAUCAAUGGGUAUCCUACGAUGACGAUGUCACGUUCAAAUUGAAGGUGGAGUAUGGCAAUUCGAAAUGUCUGGGUGGCCUCAUGGUAUGGGCUGCGUCUACCGACGAUAGUGUGGGAAGUGCAAUCCAGUCUCUCAACAAGGCUACUGGUCGGGCGGUAUCUAGCUUGGCGGUACGUGCUAAUCUUCCGAGUUCUAUUGGAACAUGCGUUUGGGGCGAAUGUGGGAAGAGUUGCGACUCGGGGCUCUCGCCUGCAGCAAUCGGGUCUGGGAGAGGAGGAAGUUAUGCAGGGAUCCGAAGUGGCUGCGACUCAGGUGUCACACGCCCCUACUGUUGUCCUAAUAGCAAUAAACCCACGUGCCGUUGGGUCGGCGAGGCAAAGUUCUGUGGAGGACCGAAAUGCAGCUCUGGCGAGGUGGAGGUGGCUACAGACAACGCUGGUGGAGGAGGAGAAUGGCACAAGAUUCUAUGCUGCACUGAUACAGGUUCAACCGCCAAUGCCAAGGCUUGCGAUUGGGCAGGUGCCGCCCCUUUUUGUUCAGCCAAGGCUGCACUUGGACCUGCUUUUUACUACUCUUCCUAUGGUUGUUCCAAGCCAAAGCCCUAUGAGAUCGCCACUGGAAAGCAUGGUGAUGGUGGAGAAUCCGCAUGCUGGCCCAAUGGAGGUUUCAAGAGCUAUUGCUGCGAGAAACAAGAUCAAUGGAAGAAAUGCCAAUGGCACCAAGCUCGAAAUUCUUGGACAGAGUGGGCACAUGCCUUUGGUCAGCUCGCUUUUGGGGCGUCUCUGCCGAUCUUCCUCACCGACUGCACCGGUGGUUGUCCGAAUGGUCAGAUUACAGUCGCUGUUGAUCCGACAGCAUGUAGAUCCGGAACUUACUCGCAUUUCUGCUGCGAUAACCCCAAUGCAGACCUCGUCUCUCCACCGAGCCUUCCGCCCGGGAAGCCAAGCAGUCUUUGUCCUGCAAAGUCGGAUCCAUUUUACUCUCCCUUAAGUCACGAUGAAAGUGGAGAUCCAUGGGCAUGGCAAGAAGCCGAAUAUUUUGACUCGAAUUGUUUCAUAGGAGGUGUUGACGACACGGACACCGAUCCUGCUUUGCGCCGGCGUGAUGACGUGGACUUUCAAGGGAAUGAGUUGCCCGGAAACUCUUCUAUAUACUAUGAAGAAGGUCACGGUAUAUCUAAGAGGAGUGCUGCAGCAAGACUCGGAAAGCAACUUUUGAAAGUCUGCGUUAAUCCACCAGGAAAAGGUCGCCUUGCAGGGGCCGUGGACCUUCCUCCUGUAUAUGCUCAUCCACACGUAAACUCUCUAUUCCAACAAGGACGACUUGCUCUCAUCUAUACGGGUGGAGCUACUGGCCAGCUGGCCUGCAGUGCCGCGAGUCUCGUCUUCGCUAGCAAAGACGACGCAAAGAUCGUGGAAAAAGUCACAGAACACGUAUUCGAAAAGCAGACAUACAAAGAUGGUGUUCAAGCUAUAGGCGACGGCAUCGCUUCAGGCGGUGCAAAACUACCAAUGGGUAAAUUCUCGGUGACAGAGUUGGUCAGGCUUGCAUCAACGCCGUGGAAAAACCUUCCAAUGGGCUCUAUCACUCCUCCUGUUGGAACCUCAUUCCAUGACACAUGUGCGAAUUUCCUCGGUACGGCCGCGGACAUCCGAAACUUCCAGAUUUUCAUGAAAGGUCCGAACACUGUGAAGAUGCUACUCACGGCCGGCAAAAAUCUUGCCGUUACAGACAAAACUGGAGCGUGGGUCAUGUCCCCACUUGAUAGACUCACUAGAUUCAAGGACACCCUUGCGGUAUUUGAUUACUAUCGGAUUGACGCAGUCGUGAAGUCAUUCUCAAGCACAAACGGACUCAUUCAAGACAGCUGGAGCAACUUCCAGGUCGCAGUAAAGCCACUCUAUGACUAUCCGUUUGCCGCAGCACAAGAAUUUCAAGUGAAUGAGAAUUUGAAGUAUCAAGUCGUCCUGGGAAAGAAGCUGUUCGACACCUAUAUCAAGGACGAGAUAAUUUAUUGGGGAUCGAAAGCUGCUCAAGACACAUACACAGCCGCAGUGGCGCUAGCGAACAAGCAACAACUAGAGGCAAUGGCAGCAACUUAUGGCACGAAGAUUGCUAUCGACAUCGCGAAGAUGCUGGGGGCGAAGAAUCCGCCGUGGCAGAGAAAACUCGCGAGAGGAGAGCAGGAAACCAACAGCACAAUGUCGACAUGGAGAUGGAGCUAUACAAGUCAGGAAACAGCGGAAGAGACCAUUGAAAUUGCACGGAAGGUGAGGGACGGUGAAAUUAAUGUGGAGUUUACCAAGGACAUGUGGGUGGAUAGGUAUGGUCUUGGGGAGCACCUGGAGAUUAGAGGAGGGAUUGCUGAUUAUAGUUUGUGACCGUUACUCGGAGAUGUAUCAUGCUAGCUAAGAGAACAGCAUAGUUAUAGCUACCCACACUGAGGUUUACACUCCAGAAG